Messenger RNA from Micromonas pusilla CCMP1545, 804 nucleotides. RefSeq lists its product as uncharacterized. NCBI's taxonomy places the organism in Eukaryota, Viridiplantae, Chlorophyta, Mamiellophyceae, Mamiellales, Mamiellaceae. The transcript has a single exon. The record is from RefSeq and is a predicted model, not a curated record. Bases 1 to 804 code for a protein of 267 amino acids.
AUGAAGCGCUCGACGCCCUCGGCCGCGUCGCCGGUCGCGAAGAAGAGCAAGGGCGACGGCGGCGACGGAUCUCAUCAACAGCGUCUUCCUCACGUCGCGGACAAGGCUGGGCAGCCCGCGCGUUUGCGUCGAUGCGCCGCGCUGUGGAACUGCGACGACGCGAGCGAGUGGACGCGAUGGGAGGCGAAGUACGACGGCGUCGUCUCCCGCCACGCGUGCGCGAAAGAAGCGCGCGACGUCGCCGCGGUGAUCGCCGCCGCGAGGGAGCGCGCGAAGGACGUCGACGGCGAGCAUCACGUCUCCGGUCUCCAUCUCACGUCGGCGGAGAUCGUCGCCUUCUGGAAGCUCAAGAUGGCGGGGAACGCGAAGCGGCCGCAGGGCGGCGAUGCGAUGCUGUCCAGGAACGCGAAGGACGCGGCGCGCAUCACGAACGCCGCGUUCCAGAUCGCCGCCGCGUUGAAGGACGAAGUUUGGCACAGUUUGGACCAACUCGACGGAUUGCUGCGCGCGGUGGACGCGUUGUCCAAGGGAACCCCCCCGGACGCGCUGUUCCAGGUCGGCCCCGCGACGGCGUCGAUGCUCCUCGGCGCGUUCUACGACUACGUGCCGUUCUUCAGCGACGAGGCCGCGAAGACGGUCGUCUCGCCGUCGCUCAAGUACACCAGGAAGGAGUACGAGACGUAUUUUCUCGCGAUGGUUCGGCGGCGGAUCGAGCUGUGGGGGAGCGGUGUCGACGACGGGGCGCUGUCGCUCGUCGGGAUGGAGCGCGCGAUGUGGGCGGCGUCGUACGAGCGCGACGCGUGA